Molecule: messenger RNA, 1679 nt
Organism: Sphaerulina musiva SO2202
Lineage: Eukaryota; Fungi; Ascomycota; Dothideomycetes; Mycosphaerellales; Mycosphaerellaceae
Product: DUF1753-domain-containing protein
Exons: 2
Coding region: 266-1288 (340 amino acids)
Biological process (GO): inositol phosphoceramide metabolic process
Cellular component (GO): inositol phosphoceramide synthase complex; Golgi membrane
Molecular function (GO): inositol phosphoceramide synthase regulator activity
Source: RefSeq, a predicted model, not a curated record
CGACCAUGAUUAUUUCUGAAACACAAACACCGACUUCACCUCGUCCACAACCCUUUCGCCGCACAACAAACCCAAUAAACCCUCUUUGCGCUGCCACUGUACUCCUGACCACCCACUCAGUAUAACGACGCCCCUCCGAAGCACAAAUUCGCCUUCGGGCUCGCGACACGAGCUUUGCACUGGACGGGACCAGACGACGCGAGACGGGCCCCGAGCGAGACAACCUUCGGGCAGCGAAGUCUCCCAGACACACAGAGUAGGCGACAUGGCGCCGACUAUACUACGCUUCCCCAAGCCGAGGAGCCUCCUCCAUUUCGUCUCCCUACGGACCGCGACAGAGUUCAUCAGCUUCACGUUGGCGAUCAACAAAGUCACCGGACUCUAUGGCAUUCUCGCCCUCUUCACCGGAUAUGACCUCAACGGCCUACAGCUCAGCCACUACAUUUACUCGCUCGUCGUAUUCGGCCUCAUCCUAUACCUCAUGCCCAGCAUACGGCGGCCCGAUCAGCCACUCCGCAACGUCGCCCUCGCAUAUGUCUACGUGAUCGACACCAUUGUCAACGGCAUCUAUACCACCCUCUUCAGCAUGGGCUGGUUCCUACUGCUUUCGCAACACCUCGAGGAGCCCGGCAAGGACAACCCCCUCAAUGGAAGCCACAACGUCGGAGGUGCCAGCACUAUGGGAGACACAGCAGGCUUCACGCAUCCAGAACACAACGUGACCGAAGUCAAUGUCAUUGCAAAGCCGGGUUCGGGCAUUCUGCCGGGACAAGAGGCGGUUGUAUUCGGCGCAGGGUCAGGUCCAGCAGCUAUCGGCGGGGCUGUCUUACAAAGCGAUAGCAUGACGAGCAUUGCAUUACUAGCACUCUUCACAGUGGUGCGAGUAUACUUUUGCCUCGUGGUCAUGAGCUACGCCAGGAGUAUGCUCAGGCAGUACGUCGCACAGGCGAGCUCGAGCAGCCCGCAAUACAGCAGUAGCGAGACUGCGGAUGCCACCAUGGCGCCAUCGCCUUUCGCACUAGACCGACAGGAAGGCGCAGGCUGGACAGGAAAGCUUGGAAGGGCUAUGCUUAGACUUCCCAGCAAGAGAUACUGGCUAGGACGGGAGGAGACCGACAAUCAGAGCGAAUGGGAACGAGCUACCAGUGGUCGGUUCGAAAGCGGGAGAAAUGGCGGCAAGCCACUGCGCAUCAAGGUACCCGAAACUGGAGUAGGUGAGCGUGAGAGACGAGCACGCAGCGGGACUGGUCCACCUCUACCCCUCAAGGUUACCAAAGGACCCGAAUAGUAUCUCCGAUGGGAUUGUGAGAAAGGCAUGCUGUGGGCGACGACUGACCAGAAAAUCACCACUGGCGAUUUGGCUGGCGCGGAACAGAGCGUUGUCUCUCACAGGAACAGGAAAUGGCGCCUCUGCAACAUAAUGACAUUAAGAUGACACGCUUCAGGUCCCAGGGAAUGGAAAGGAGGGCAGGUGGUCGAUUUUGGAUUGCGGCAUGGCAUGAAUGGAGUGAUAUCCGUCCCCAGUUUCUUUUUUAAUUUUCCCCCGAGCAAGCCAAACGAGAUGGGCAGACAGGAAAGUGCCCGACUACAGAAAUGUACAGUUUGCAUAGACCUACGAAGCAGCAUAGCGAUAACUUCUUGUAGCUGUUCAUCUUUAAUGAGUACAAUCUUAUAUCUCU